Messenger RNA from Phascolarctos cinereus (koala), 2230 nucleotides. It is a transcript of the gene ALDH6A1, whose product is annotated as aldehyde dehydrogenase 6 family member A1. Gene Ontology annotation, molecular function: methylmalonate-semialdehyde dehydrogenase (acylating, NAD+) activity. Gene Ontology annotation, biological process: thymine catabolic process; L-valine catabolic process. The record is from RefSeq and is a predicted model, not a curated record. Lineage: Eukaryota; Metazoa; Chordata; Mammalia; Diprotodontia; Phascolarctidae. Gene Ontology annotation, cellular component: mitochondrion.
CCUCCUCCUCGUCGAUGGAAAGGCGAGGGAGGCGGGGUCAGCCGGCGGUCGGACUGGUAAGCCAAACGGUGACUGACUGAGACGGGCAGUGAUGGCGGUGGCGAAGGCGGCGGCGGCGGCGGGCUUACGAGCCCGGAUGUUUCGGGUUUCUUCCAAGAUAAACCCUACCUGGUAUCCAGCAUCCUUUUUUUCCUCUUCGUCAUUGCCAAGAGUCAAACUUUUCAUAGAUGGGAAAUUUGUUGAAUCUAAAAGCGACAAGUGGAUCGACAUUCACAAUCCGGCUACCAAUGAGGUGAUUAGCCGAGUUCCCAAAGCUACAGAGGCUGAAAUGAACGCAGCUGUGGAGUCCUGCAAACGUGCUUUUCACUCAUGGUCACAGACAUCUGUACUAAGUCGCCAGCAGGUCUUGCUGCGGUAUCAGCAGCUUAUCAAGGAAAACUUGAAAGAAAUUGCUAAGCUAAUCACUUUGGAGCAAGGGAAGACCCUGGCUGAUGCUGAGGGAGAUGUGUUCCGAGGCCUUCAGGUAGUUGAACAUGCCUGUAGCGUGACAUCCCUCAUACUGGGAGAGACAUUGCCUUCCAUUACCAAAGACAUGGACAUUUACUCCUACCGUCUACCGUUGGGUGUAUGUGCGGGCAUUGCUCCAUUCAAUUUUCCUGCCAUGAUUCCUCUCUGGAUGUUCCCCAUGGCCAUGGUAUGUGGAAACACCUACUUGUUGAAACCAUCUGAGCGAGUACCUGGAGCAGCUAUGUUUCUCACCAAGUUGCUGCAAGACUCUGGUGCCCCAGAUGGGACAUUGAAUGUCAUCCAUGGGCGGCACGAAGCUGUGAAUUUUAUUUGUGAUCAUCCGGAUAUAAAAGCAAUCAGCUUUGUGGGCUCCAACCAGGCUGGAGAGUACAUCUUCGAGAGAGGGUCAAGAAAUGGCAAGAGAGUUCAAGCGAAUCUGGGAGCAAAGAACCAUGGCGUGAUCAUGCCAGAUGCCAAUAAGGAAAACACUCUAAACCAAGUGGUAGGAGCAGCUUUUGGAGCUGCAGGGCAACGCUGCAUGGCCCUGUCCGCAGCCAUCUUCGUAGGGGAAGCAAGGAGUUGGCUGCCAGAACUUGUGGAGCAUGCCAAAAAGCUUCGGGUUAAUGCUGGGGACCAGCCUGGAGCUGAUUUGGGCCCUCUAAUCUCCCCACAGGCCAAAGAACGAGUUUGUCAUCUCAUUGAGAGUGGAACAAAGGAGGGAGCCUCGAUUCUUCUAGAUGGAAGAAAAAUUCAAGUGAAAGGCUAUGAAAAUGGCAACUUUGUUGGACCAACUAUCAUCUCAAAGGUCAAGCCAAAUAUGACCUGUUACAAAGAGGAGAUUUUUGGUCCAGUUCUAGUGGUUAUGGAGGCAGACACUUUGGAUGAAGCAAUCAAGAUGGUGAAUGACAAUCCAUAUGGAAAUGGAACUGCCAUUUUUACUGCCAAUGGAGCCAUUGCUCGAAAAUACUCUCACUUGGUGAAUGUGGGGCAGGUGGGUGUGAAUGUCCCUAUUCCAGUGCCUUUGCCAAUGUUCUCAUUUACGGGAUCUCGCUCUUCCUUCAGAGGAGAAACCAAUUUUUAUGGCAAACAGGGCAUCCAAUUCUACACACAGCUAAAGACCAUUACUUCUCAGUGGAAAGAAGAAGAUUCCGUGCUAACUGCACCUGCCGUAGUUAUGCCAACUAUGGGCCAUUAAAAAGAACUUUUAGUAGAUUUUUUCUAUCCUGAAUAACUGCUCUCUCUCCUUAACCAUCUCUCCCAUAGAUCUUGUCAACUGUGCUUACAUUAUUCACACACAAUGCACUGGGGAUGAGUACUCUAGCCAGAUCGUCCUUGGGACCUCCUUUUCCUAUACAGUGCUUUUGUUACUACACCCGGUGGUCACAUUUUCAAUCCAGGAUUUUCAGUUGCUUAGUACUUCCAUUUCUGAAGUAACUAUUUUAACUAUGAAAUUCUUAUAUAAAGGGAGAACCCAGAGGAGAGGUGGGGUUGGAGGUGGAAAUGGGGUCAGGGGAGACAUUAGUGUCUCCAAAGAAGGUUUCCAAUAAUUGGUGAAGAAGUCUUAAAACACAAAAUAGGACUAGAUGUUGUCUACUUUUUGGUCCCCAAAAUAUAACCCUCCACAAUAGCAUCAGUGAUUCACUGACCAUGUUUUAUUUUUAUGGUUCUUUCAGUCUCUUCUACUUCAAAAUGCCACUGCUAAAAGUACUUUUUUCUCAGAGUA